This is a messenger RNA of Protopterus annectens (West African lungfish), 955 nucleotides long. Its product is annotated as nuclear pore complex protein Nup88-like. Lineage: Eukaryota; Metazoa; Chordata; Ceratodontiformes; Protopteridae. Gene Ontology annotation, biological process: ribosomal small subunit export from nucleus; mRNA export from nucleus; ribosomal large subunit export from nucleus. The coding region runs from base 108 to 482 and encodes 124 amino acids. Gene Ontology annotation, molecular function: structural constituent of nuclear pore. The transcript is spliced from 5 exons. The record is from RefSeq and is a predicted model, not a curated record. Gene Ontology annotation, cellular component: nuclear pore.
GUGACGACUUUUCAUUUUAUUACAGGGUAAAACUUCUUCGUGAACAAAAGGAAAAGCAGUUAGAAGACCUUAAUCACUGUCGAGAAGAAAAGAAGGAUCUACGGGAAAUGGCAGAACGGCUUGCUGAAAAGUAUGAGGAAGCUAGAGAGAAGCAGGAUGAUCUCAUUAGAAGAAUGAAGAAAGUGUUGCACAAUUUUCAUAUGCAGCUUCCUGUCUUGUCCGACAGUGAGAAAGACAUGAAAAAGGAGUUGCAGUCAAUAAAUGACCAGCUACGGCACCUGGAAAAUAAAAUCAAACAGAUUCAGAUGAAGAUGGAGUAUCAGAAGAAACAGAUGGAUAAACAAGAUAUUCCACGCAAAGCCAGCACUUCUCUCAGUGCUUAUCAGAAGACAUGCAUACAGUCGGUUUUGAAAGAAGAGAAUGAACACAUAGCUGAAAUGGUAAAACAGAUAAACGACAUCAAGAGCCGUGUGACUUUUUAAAAGACAACACUGCACCCACUGGGUGGGAAUUUUCUCUAAUAAAAAAAAAACUUUCGUAAAUCUGUAUUUAAAAAUGAAAACUUGUAUUUUUGUUUUCUUAUUGAAUUAUUUUUGUAUAAUGCUUUUUAAAGUAUUAUGUACAGAAUGUUUUUUGAGAUGCAACUUCCUCCUGUGGUUCUGUUUAACUUUAAAAUUAUACUGAAGCACAUUAAGGUAAAAUGUAGAUUUAUAUAAAAAGCUAGAGAUUUUUUUAAGGGAUUCCUGUAACUCACUGUAAUGUGCGCUGGUUUUGUUGUACAGCUUUGUAUGUAGAAAUGAAAACCAGACCAUAUUUCUGACCUAGUUUAAGAAUGCAAGACAGCUAUUAAAUGCAUUUCUGUAGUUGUCUAUAAGUGGAGUACAAAUAUGCUAAACUCAUAAAUGUUUUGCAUUGUAAAUUUUAUCAUUAUAUGAAUAAAUAUUUUUAUGGAGAA